Parnassius apollo (apollo) is the source of this 375-nucleotide messenger RNA. The record is from the annotation of a GenBank genome assembly. Lineage: Eukaryota; Metazoa; Arthropoda; Insecta; Lepidoptera; Papilionidae.
AUGGAUAAAUCACCAAUAGUUGUCCAACAAAUUAGAGCAAGAAAAAGACUUAGUGAUAAAAAUAAAUGGAAAAGAAAUGUGGCGAAAUUAGAGCGAAGUGUUUGUAAAAAAAAUAAAAGAACAUCCGAAAUUGAUGCUCAAAAUGUGCAAACUAUGGGAAUCAUAAAAUCAGCAAAAGUCAAAGAUGUCAAUAAACUAUUAACAACUCUAACAUCUAAAUUAACAUCUCAUUUUGGUGAUUCCUGGAGAACAUUUCCAAUUUUAUGCUUUUAUGACAAAUUAAUACCACAAAAUGUAGAAGCAGAUGUUGAUCAACAAGAAGAUGAAGAAAAUAUCUGCGAAGAAAAUGUUGACCUACCUGAUGUUCGAAUUUAA